Molecule: messenger RNA, 3977 nt
Organism: Gryllus bimaculatus (two-spotted cricket)
Lineage: Eukaryota; Metazoa; Arthropoda; Insecta; Orthoptera; Gryllidae
Source: the annotation of a GenBank genome assembly
AUUGGAGGACAGGGAGUUCAAUUUCAUGUCGAAGGGAAGAGUUUCGUUGUGCUUCUUAAGAAGCCGCCAUGAUGGAAGUACAUUUAUAUGACUCAACAUUUUGUAGAUUAUGUGGUGAAGAAAAUUCGAAUGGUGUUCUGUUAUUUAAAAACGACGAAUCCGAUACUGAUUUAAGCGGACUUGUAAAUCGUUACCUUCCGUUCAAGGUAUAUGAUGAUGGCAAGCUGCCCAGAACCAUUUGUCCAGGCUGUAAUAUUCAGUUACAGUCGACAGUUCAGUUUUUUGAUUUGUUGGUUGAUGGGCAAAAGCGAAUUAGGGCCUUAUGGAAAAAUCAGUUAGAAUAUAUGAGGAGAGCAGAAAAAGAAAGGCUGCGAUCAGAAAAUGAAGGAUCUUCAGAACUUCUUAUGACAACCACUACAUCAGCCCAUGAUCCGAAUGCAUCGGAUACUGAAGGAGAAAACAGAAUUGUCAUUCAAAUAAUGGCUGAUGGAUCUUUGUACUCCACGGAUCAUGAAAUGACCCUGAAGAUGGAAGGUCUUGACAAGCCGAGGAGGAAAAGAGGUAGGCCAAAGAAGGUGCCCCAACCAGAACCAGAACAGCCCCCACUACCAGCAGAAGAACCAGAGCCCUCAAAGGAUGAAGAGCUUCCACCAGAUGAUGAACUGGAUGAAGAUGCAGAUAAAAGGCGUAGACGGAAACGAAAGGCUCCCAUAAGGUAUCUGGAAGCAGUGAGAGGAAAGGAAUUGGAAAGAAUGUUCCGUGAAGAAGGUGUUAUUGACGAUGAUGAACCAGAUGAUGGUGAAGAUGAUGAAGUGGAAGAAAAAGUUGCUGAUGAACAGGAUGUUGGAGAAGAGGUAAUAGGUCAUCUUGAAAAUCAAGAAGGUCAAGACUUGGGUGAACUUGUAAUAGUCAACAAGAGUAAAAGUCGGGGUCGACCACGUGGAAAGCGGAGAAAACAUCGUUUUCAAUGUGAGGUGUGUGGUCGUGGAUUUCAACACAAAGGCCGGUACAUCAUUCACAAGAGUUACCAUAAGGGUGUCAAGUAUGAGUGCAGUGAUUGUAAUAAACGAUUUACCAGUCGUGAAACCUUUGAACUUCAUCAGAAGACAACUGGUCAUUCUGGAGAAGGUAUAAUUGAAGGUCUUGAAGAUGGAAAAGAUGUUAUGGAACUACCUGCCAAAAACAGAUUCCCUUGCAGUCAAUGUGACAAAACCUUUCAAACAAAACAAAGUUAUGAGGUUCAUCUCAAAGCCAUUCAUGAAGGCCAAAAACCAUUCAUCUGUGAAAUUUGUAGUAAAAUGUUUGCCUAUCAUAACAGUUUAAAAGCACACAUGACUGUUCAUGAGGAACAAAGAACAGAAAAGGGCUAUCCCUGUGAAGUUUGUGGAAAGACCUUCAAUCAUCCAAGUUCAGUUAUCUAUCAUAAAGAGGCAGAACACAACAAUGGCAGAAGAUUUGUGUGUAACAAAUGUGGGAAAGGUUUCAAACACAAACAGCUCUUGCAGCGACAUCAGCUUGUACAUUCUGAUAACAGGCCAUUUGCUUGUAAAGUAUGUGGUGCAACAUUCAAGACCAAAGCCAAUUUACUCAACCACCAGCCAACUCAUACAGGCGAGAAGAAAUAUUUCUGUGAACUUUGUGGCCAGCAAUUUGCUCAUAAGACAAGUCUCACACUCCAUUACCGAUGGCACACAGGCCAUAAGCCAUACCAAUGUCAUGUUUGCAACAAAAGUUUUUCUCAAAAUGGAAAUCUGCAAGAACAUCUUCGUAUACAUACAGGAGAAAAACCAUAUUGUUGCGAUUACUGUGGUCGGAAAUUCACAACUUCAUCUCAGUUCAAAUUGCAUGUAAAGAGACAUACUGGUGAGCGUCCAUGGAAAUGCGAGUUCUGUGCAAAGUCCUUCUUGCACAAGGACACUUGGAAGUGUCACACCCGCCGUCACAAGGGGGAGCGACCUUUUCAAUGUCAUUACUGUGCCCGCAGCUUCACAGAACAAUGGGCCCUCAAGAAGCACCUGCGUUUGCAUACAGGUGAAAAGCCUUAUGUGUGUAAUGUAUGCGGGAAAGCAUUUGCUGACUGUUCUAAUCUCACAAAGCAUAAGAAGGGGAAGCAUCGAGAUUUAAAGGAAGAAGAAAAUCCUGUUUCUCAAGACACUGUACCAGUUGAUGGAACAGUAUGGAAUAUCAUUCGCAGCCAUUUGUCAAAUGAGGCAGCAAGAGGGGAAGGCACGGAGGAUGAUGGUACUGGAGGGGAGGGUGUCAAAAAAGAGGAUGACAUUCAACAAAUUAUUUAUGUUACAUACCAAGAUCCAGAGGAUCCUGGUGAGGCAAGAACCUUGCAUAUUGUGGAUGGCAUCCAGGAAGAGGCUGCACCUACAUUACAGGAAGACAAAAGUGAUCCUCUGAGUCAAAUUACUGCAGAAGUUCAGCCUGAAGAAGUAGUGGGUCCAGAACCAGACCCCACACAACUUCAGCUAGACCAACUGUCUCAGACUGCAACUAUCCAGCUGGAACCACAGCUCCAUGUUACAGAUCAAGAUGGAAAUGCUAUUCAGUUUACCAUCCAGGAUGGGAUUCCUACUGGUAAUGUCCAGUCUAUAGAAGUUGCUGGUACAAAUUUUCAUUUAACCUCAGACGGACAAGCCUUUACUGCAGGUCUUGCACCACAUCUACCAACUGUGACCGAGGGUGACUCGGAGGUUCCUGAUAUUCCAGGUGAAAAUCAACAAGUUAGUGCUCAGGCUGUGACAGGUGACAUGUUGGCUCUUGUGGGCAGUGAUCAAACUCUGGAACUUGUGACACCUGAUGGACAAAAAGUUUAUAGGUUUGUAACUGCAUACAAUGUGGAUCAGCAGCAAUUGGCAGCUGAUUACUUAUCAACUACCUGAAAACAUUUCUCAUUUAUCUCUUCAAAAUAUUUUUGAAUCUUAUAAGGCUGUGAACUGUUACUGAAGAGUGUGUAAAUGCAACUUUAGAUCAAGUGAAUGAUUUUCUUGUAAGUUUAGUGUUCUCUUUUCAUUGUUAUAUAACAAUAAAUUAACUUUACUUUCAAAAAGACUGUGUUGCUGUGUUCUUUAUUUAUUAGAUCACAAAUAAAUAAAUAAAAAUAUCUUUGUAUUAUGAAAUCAUCUUGUAUUUUGUUUCCAAAUACCUUCUGAAAUGUCAUUUUCAAGAGGUUUCAGCUUUCCUAUGUUUAGAAAAGGAAAGUAUUUUUAGUUAAUCAUGUAGUUAUUUAGAUUAACACUGUUUUUGUUAUACUUAAUUUUCUGUGCAAAUGGUGAAAAAGUAUAUUCUCUUUAUAAAGAAAAGAAUAAAUUUAAGAUGUGAAAAAAUGUAUGCAUUUGGAUUAUUUAAGAUAUUUAAUUUGAAAUACUCUGCUCAAGAAGCAUGGUUAUAUAAUAUGUGGGAAAGACAUUGUAACAUAGUCUUCAUUCUAUUUCAGUUUGUUGGAAACAAUGAAGUCAACUUGUAAAUUUUUGACUCGAACAAAUGUUAAAAAUUUGUAUACCGUGUGUUAAAUUUCAUAAUUUUUCUCAUUGUUCAUUUUUUUCUCAUUGUUAUUUAAAUUGUAGUUGUGUCUUCUUCUUUGUUCUGUUUUAUGUGAACUUGCAUCUGUCCUAUAAAUAUGCCAAGAAUUUGUGUUAAGUGAAAGAUAGACGCUGAAUGGAUUAAAAUAAAGCAAACUUGUGCUACUGUUUUUGUUGAGAAUUUUUGAGAACAGAGUAAAUGUUUACUGUUAUUUUAUGCAUUGAAUAUGAAUGCUUGUUCAGUUUCUUGGAAGUUUCAUUUUGUUUAUCAAUGUUCUCAUGUCAGUGUACUUAAAUACUCUGUGUAAAGUGUAUAAUACAGUAAAUGGAGGGAAGUUUUUAUGUUGGAAAUUUGUAAAUAAUUGAACUGACUUGACAUUGUGUUUCUUUGUACUUUUUAGUAAAUUUGUGUAUUACAAAAGCUACAAUUAAAAAUUAAACUUUGACUAA